Molecule: messenger RNA, 1428 nt
Organism: Gadus morhua (Atlantic cod)
Lineage: Eukaryota; Metazoa; Chordata; Actinopteri; Gadiformes; Gadidae
Gene: alkbh6
Product: alkB homolog 6
Exons: 2
Coding region: 255-974 (239 amino acids)
Cellular component (GO): nucleus
Source: RefSeq, a predicted model, not a curated record
CACCGUUCAGAGGAGGGACACAAUCAUUUCUGAUAAUUCAAAAUCUUGAAGAAUUCAUUUGUCUAGUAAGUGUGGUAACAUUAAUCAGUCCUACUUUUCACUCACCAUUAAAAAAAGCUUUCCUAGGGGAAAACAUAGAUCGUUGCACACUGAGGAGACCAUGCGAAAGCAGUCAGACGAAGACAUAUGUUGACUCGUUUCCCGUAUUAACUCAACAUCUUGGUCCAAGGAGUUAAUGUCAACUUCCCCAAGGAAUGGAGCAUCAAGAUAAUAUCUCGGAGAAGUUUAAAACAUUUGUUGUACAAGAUGCGCCACCAACGGUGUACUACAUCCCCGACUUCAUAUCAGAGGAUGAGGAAGCCUAUCUCCUGGAACAGGUCUACAAAUCCCCAAAACCAAAGUGGACUCAGCUGUCUGGCAGACGGCUUCAGAACUGGGGUGGACUGCCCCGCCCCAAAGGAAUGCUUGCAGAGAAGAUGCCCGACUGGCUUCAAAAGUACUGCGAUCAGAUUUCCUCUCUCAAAGCUUUCUCGGGGAAAGCGGCCAACCACGUACUGGUGAACGAGUACAAGCCUGGAGAGGGGAUUAUGCCCCACGUGGACGGCCCCAUGUACCACCCCACCGUCACCACCAUCAGCCUGGGCUCACACACCCUUCUGGACUUCUACAAGCCCCUGAGCAGCACCCAGGAGUCUGGGGAACCUCAGACAGAGGAGAGCCGCUACCAGUUCUCCCUGCUGGUUCGCCCCCGGAGCCUUCUGGUCCUGCAGGACCACAUGUACCAGAGCCUCCUGCACGGCAUCCAGCCUCGCUUCCAGGACACCCUGACAGACGCGGUGCGCAACCUGCCCUCUGCUGCUGAGGCUGGGGGAGCUGUGGCGGGCGACAACCUGCCAAGGGGAACCAGGGUGUCCCUCACCAUCCGACAUGUGCCCAAAGUCAUAAAGACUACGUUUCUCUUGGGGAAGAAGUGAUGGACAAAGGACUCAUCUCUAUAAGCUUUUUUUUGAUUUGUGAUUGGUUUGGAUGUGAUGUUAUGCAUUUUGUCUGUAUGUCCAUUGAUAAUCCUUGGUUUGGGGCUUGUUCAGCUUAUAUUUGCGUAGUCCUAAUGAUUGUCGAGCAUUUUUGCUUUACUACACAUCAUUCAUGUGCAGGAUCACUGUUUCCUUUUUACUGAACUAUCUAUUGUUAUGUUUUAACUUUAUAAGCCCACUUCGCUCAAUUCAAGCGCAACCUGUAUUGUAAAAUAUUUUGAGAAUGUAGUACUUAAUGAAAAUUAAUUACAAUUCUUGUUGCUGCAAUACCAAGGUAAUUUCUGUCUGCCUUAAUGAGUUUAUUUACCAAAUUUCUUUACACACUAUAUAAAAUAUGGUUUUGUUUUAAUUUAAAUGUUAGUUCCUAAAGAUUAAAGUUCACUGCCACUCUUCA